AUGCAUUCUCGCUUCACGUUCCUGGCUCGCUCUCUCAAAUCCAACCACCGCCUCCACUCUCAAUCUCCUCCUCUUUCUCUCUCCACCUUUCUCUCUCAUCACCCCUUCUCUUCGUCAACCCCUUCCUCAACUCCCACCAACCCUAAAUCCUCAUUCCCCGAAACCCUGGAGGAUCUCCGACAUAGGCUCGCCGCCGAAUCGCCUUCUCUCUCCGACUUCGUUCGCCUCCAAUCGGAAAACGAGUACUCCGUCGAGGUGGGAACCAAGAAGAAGCCCCUUCCCAAGCCCAAAUGGAUGAAGGAAUCGAUCCCCGGAGGCGGCAAGUACACACAAAUCAAGAAGAAGUUGAGGGAAUUGAAUCUCCACACGGUGUGCGAAGAGGCUAAGUGCCCUAAUUUGGGGGAGUGUUGGUCUGGUGGUGAGACUGGGACCGCCACGGCGACGAUCAUGAUUCUCGGAGAUACCUGUACUAGAGGCUGCAGAUUCUGUAAUGUGAAGACCUCACGCACGCCACCUCCUCCUGACCCGAAUGAACCGUCAAACGUGGCUGAGGCAAUUGCAUCAUGGGGUUUAGAUUAUGUGGUGAUUACUAGUGUUGACCGUGAUGAUUUACCUGAUCAAGGAAGUGGUCAUUUUGCUGAGACAGUGCAGAAGUUGAAGACACUGAAGCCAGAUAUGCUCAUAGAAGCCCUGGUUCCUGAUUUUCGUGGAGACCCUGGCUGUGUAGAAAAAGUUGCAAAAUCUGGAUUAGAUGUUCUUGCUCAUAACAUUGAAACGGUUGAGGAGCUUCAAAGUGUAGUACGAGAUCACCGUGCUAAUUUUAAGCAAUCCAUGGAUGUUUUAGUGAUGGCCAAGGACUAUGCUCCUGCUGGUACACUUACCAAGACGUCAAUAAUGUUAGGUUGCGGUGAAACACCUGACCAAAUAGUGAGAACAAUGGAGAAGGUUAGAGCAGCAGGUGUUGAUGUGAUGACAUUUGGUCAGUACAUGAGGCCGUCAAAGCGCCACAUGCCAGUAUCUGAAUACAUAACCCCAGAGGCUUUUGAAAACUAUCAAAUCCUUGGCACAGAAAUGGGAUUUCGGUAUGUGGCAUCUGGCCCCAUGGUCCGGUCCUCAUACAAGGCGGGUGAAUUUUACAUUAAAUCCAUGAUAGAAUCAGAUCGUGCUGCAACUUCAUGA
This is a messenger RNA of Ilex paraguariensis (yerba mate), 1179 nucleotides long. The record is from the annotation of a GenBank genome assembly. NCBI's taxonomy places the organism in Eukaryota, Viridiplantae, Streptophyta, Magnoliopsida, Aquifoliales, Aquifoliaceae.